Molecule: messenger RNA, 345 nt
Organism: Clunio marinus
Lineage: Eukaryota; Metazoa; Arthropoda; Insecta; Diptera; Chironomidae
Source: the annotation of a GenBank genome assembly
AUGUCUCAGCAUCUUCUAACAAAACAACCACAAAACUUUAACAACGAAAAUAACCGAAGAACGUGCAACCAUAAAAAGUAUACAACCGAACAAGGAAAACUAAAAAAAAUAUUUUUAGUUGAAUCUAAAAAAACGGAAAAGAGAAAAAGGUUUGAGGUGGGGAAUAAAGGCUUGAUAUGUGGUCAAGAAUUAAAUGAGAUUACAGUUGCUUUUGUUUUGCAUACCGGUGCGGAAUUGCUAGUGGUGCCAUUUUUUAUGGGCCACCCCAGCAAUGGUUUUCAUUUCGUUUCCAAGCUCUUUGUUUUGAUGCUUUUACCCUCCACGCUCCUACAAUCUGUAAAAUGA